Rhopilema esculentum is the source of this 909-nucleotide messenger RNA. RefSeq names its product small ribosomal subunit protein eS6. Gene Ontology annotation, cellular component: ribosome. Gene Ontology annotation, molecular function: structural constituent of ribosome. Gene Ontology annotation, biological process: translation. NCBI's taxonomy places the organism in Eukaryota, Metazoa, Cnidaria, Scyphozoa, Rhizostomeae, Rhizostomatidae. The record is from RefSeq and is a predicted model, not a curated record.
AAAAUACUGGAGCCUCGUGCUGAAUUUCGAUCCAGACUUUUUGCUGCGCGGUUGCCUCGAUAGGCCUUUCUCUGAAGUGUAAUGUCUCGAAUGUGAUUUGGAGAGGCAUCAAAUAGGCCACCAAAAUGAAGUUAAACAUUGCAUACCCUGCUAAUGGCUCACAGAAACUAAUUGAGAUUGAUGAUGAGCUCAAAGUCAGGAACUUUUAUGAAAAACGCAUGGCUCAGGAAGUCAGUGCUGAUUGCCUUGGUGAGGAAUGGAAAGGCUAUGUUGUCCGCAUCACUGGUGGAAAUGAUAAGCAAGGGUUCCCCAUGAAGCAGGGUGUCAUGACCAACCAGCGUGUGAAGCUGCUCUUGAAAAAGGGACACUCUUGUUACAGACCAAGAAGGAAGGGAGAGCGCAAGCGCAAAUCUGUCCGUGGGUGCAUUGUAGAUGCCAACCUCAGUGUCCUCAACCUUUGCAUUAUCAAGAAGGGAGAACAAGACAUCCCUGGAUUGACUGACAGAGUUGUACCAAGAAGACUUGGACCAAAACGAGCAGGUAAAAUCCGAAAGCUUUUCAACCUGAGCAAAGUUGAUGAUGUCAGGCAAUAUGUCAUCAGACGACCAAUUGAGCCAAAAGAAGGGAAGCCUGAGCCAAAGAAACCAAAGUCUAAAGCCCCCAAAAUUCAGCGAUUGGUUACCCCACAAAGGGUGCAACGCAAGAGACACGAGUUGUCCCUCAAACGAGGCCGUGCAGCCAAGGCUAAGCACGAGGCUGCAGAAUAUGCUAAAGUAUUGGCAAAGAGAGCGAAGGAGGCCAAGGAGAAGAGACAUGAGUUGCACAUGAAGAGGCGAAGAUUGUCCAGUCUCCGAGAAUCAAAAAGCCAUUAAUUUCCUAUUGAAAUAAAUGAUCGAUUACACUUGAAAA